AUGGUACAUUGGAUGAUACUAAAUUUCCCUGUUAAAGAGUCCAUAUUUCAUGCAGUGCUUAUAAUAGCUUGUGUUUUUUUUCCAUGUGAGUCUAGGGCACAAAAAGUACUAAUAUUAAUUGGUUUGCUUGGAGCCAUCCUUGCUUUGGUAUUGGGAUUAGCCAUGGCCUACGAAAAGGUAACAAGGGAAUAUAAGACAUUGAAAAAAAUUGUCCUUCCCGAAUUUAUAGAAAGCAGGCCAAUUAAAGAAUCGGAUUUAGUAAGGAAACAAGAAACUUUGGAAAACAUGUUAAUUCAUGUGAAUGCCAAAAUUAUAGCAGAAUUGAAGACAAAUUAUACGUUUAAAAGUACUGAUCAGCUAAUUGAGUUUCACAAUGCGAUUAUUUCUGAUUUCAUGAUAAAAUAUGAUAAAGAUUAUAGGCAUUUACCAGCUGAACAUAUCGAAGACUGGCAUAAGGUUAUGCUAGAAGCGAAAAUGAUGCAGCAAGAAAAUUAG
Messenger RNA from Debaryomyces tyrocola, 495 nucleotides. The record is from the annotation of a GenBank genome assembly. NCBI's taxonomy places the organism in Eukaryota, Fungi, Ascomycota, Pichiomycetes, Serinales, Debaryomycetaceae.